This is a messenger RNA of Entrophospora candida, 346 nucleotides long. Lineage: Eukaryota; Fungi; Glomeromycota; Glomeromycetes; Entrophosporales; Entrophosporaceae. The record is from the annotation of a GenBank genome assembly.
AUGUUUGACGAAGAAGAGAAAGAACCUUUGGUAAUAUUUGAAUGCUUGAUGGCAGCUGAUGAAUUAUUAUUGGACGAGUUUAUUGAUUACACACAAACGUUAUUACUAAAUAAACAUAUCCAAUGGCUUAAAGACAACCUUCCCAUAAUCUUCCGUAUUACUUUUAACACAAAUGCAUUAAAGAAAUUACAAGAUUUCUGUUUAGAUCGUAUUCGCAAAUAUCCUAAUCUGUUAUUUGACUCGGAUGAAUUUUUAUUAUUGCCAGAAGAUUGCUUGGAACAAUUAUUAAAGGAUGAUGAAUUAGAAAUGGAAGAAAUGGUGAUUUGGGAAAAAUUGGUACAAUGGG